UUAGUCGCUCAGGGGCUUCCAGUCUGAGCAAGCACCCCUGCCUGAUGCGUGCACGGGCUACAGAGGGGGGGUUGCAGUCUGCGAAGGCAAGUGUCACCAUGAUCAACCUUAUAUGGGGUGGAUCCUUAUACUGCGUGGCUGCAUGAAUCAUAACUUCAAGAUGAAGACGUGAUCACAGCGCAUUCGGCAUCAUUAUCAGCAUCGGAAUAUCCAUUUCUUUUUGAAGCACACUGUGGACUCGGGCACCGCUGCAGAGGUGCUAGACUGGUAGGCGGGGGUUGGAGCUGAGGACAAAGAUAUUUUAUGUUAUUAAUAAAGCUGAUAAUGAAGCGCAGAAAGAUUAUGGUCGCGGCAGGCUUUUGCCUUUCAUUUUUUCUAGGUACUCUUAUGAAUUUGCUCUAUAUACCAGGAUUUGAGCACCACCAAAACCGAAAUAGAGCACAUCGGUACUACCACGAAAAACAGCAACGGGUUACGGGCGACUUUCAGCUUCACCUCGGUGAACCAGUCACCGAAACGGCUGCUGAGCCUAACAGUAAAUCCGCCACAGGAAGCCUCCACGAUCUCCAGCUGCAAAUACAAGAAAGGUUCGACGAGGUUGUCCAGUACCGUCGGCGCCAAGCACAUGGGCCAGGCACUGGAAACCCAGUCCGCCCGCUGGAGCGUAGAAGAUUGAUGGAUUUAGAGCCAGGGCACAGUUGGGACCCUGUCAAAGUCAUUGAUAGAAUUGAUAAUCGACAGACUAGUUUUCAAAAUCGACUUUCUCCGUCGACAUACCUCCACGUGAAAUCACGGAAAGAUUUUUCAAUUUAUUCAAGGAGCAUUAACGGUACACUGAUGCUUGGCUGCAGCAGCAUUGACAACGUGACUAAUGUGCAGUACCUGGGUUCAGGCUACACAAAGGCUGUGUACAAAGCAGCUCUUAACAGCAGCUUCUCAGUGGCUCUGAAAUCUGUUGAUUUCGGGGGACAUGAUAUGGAAAAUUGCGUAAAGAAAUAUGGCUCACCCGGAGACUGCUACAAACUUGCCUCCUUCAAAAUAGUGAAAGAGAUGACGCUGAUGGAGAGGUUGCAACAUCCCAAUAUUUUAAAGCUGUAUGGCUACUGCUACCAGGACAGCAAUGACAUUCAGGACACGGUGACAGCCAUCACGGAGCUGGGCAGUCCUCUGGAGAUGAUCCAGCUGCUCCAGACCUCGUGGGAGGAACGCUUCAGGAUCUGUCUGAGUCUGGUGCGUCUGCUUCACUACCUGGCCCACUCUCCUCUGGGCUCCGUCACCCUGCUGGACUUCAGGCCGCGCCAGUUUGUCCUGGUGGCGGGGGAGCUCAAGGUCACAGACCUGGACGAUGCCAGCACAGAGGAGGCCCCCUGCUCCCCCUUCUCCCCCUCCGACUGCGUCAUGGAGUUUCCCGCCCGCAACUUCACCCUCCCCUGCAACAGAGGGCGCUGUGUUGGCAUCAAUGAGAAAAGGAACUUGUACAAUGCAUACAGGUUCUUUUUCACAUACCUACUGCCUCACAGUGCCCCGCCCGCACUAAGACCCUUACUGGACAAGAUAGUCAACUCUACAGGGGAGCUGGUCUGGGGGAUGGAUGAGACACUGGUCCAGCUGGAGAAUGUGUUGCACCAGUACAGAAACGGGUUCUAUCUGCAGAACAACACUCAGGCACACAGAGCUGGUGAGUACACACACACACACACACACACACACACAUAUCCACUCACACACACACACACACACACACGCACACACACAUGCUGACCCACUCACACACACACAAAUAACUACUCUCACUCACUUGUUGAGGUCUCACACUAUAAUCACUCCAGCGUUUACAUACAUUCCUGUGAGAUAACGUUCUAAUGUAGUUACAUCCACCUAUGUAUUAGAGCAGAGGCCUGAUAGAGUGUAAUCGAGUAAAGUAACUCUAGAUCUUAUGUCCUGGUCUGGCCCUGUACACUGAUGUGUUCCUCUGCAGACUGCAUAUGGUCCAGGUUGUGACCUUGCUUACGAACAACAGGGUUGAUAAUGGUAGAUAAUACAGGAUAAUCAUGAAUCCAUUGUGUAUGUAUUUGUGUGAGAGAGCUAGAAAGAGUUUGUGAGACUGACAAUCAGGGAGAAAGAGAGAGAGAGAAAUAUAUAAAGAAUGUGUCAAUGCGUUGGAAAGAGAGAGACAGAGAGUGUGUAUGUGUGUCAGUAUAUGUGUGUGUGCGCGUGUGAGAUCCAGGAGCGAGGGAGAGCUCUGAUAUGUCAGAUACGUUCAGGACAAAUAGAGUGAGAUCAAAAAGAUUACAAUUUAUGUAACGGAGAGAUACUGCGGGGGAGGGGGAAGACAGACUGGUCAAGCAAUCCCAUGAUGCACUGCUAGGGGACCCACUUUCUUCCACUCUCUCCUCGUCGCUUGGCUUUCUUUUGUCGUUUGACCCUUUCCCUCCUCGACCCCUCCCUGUCUUUUCUUUCCCCCUCUUCACUCGCACAUUCCCUGAGUGCCCUCUUCCCUCCUCUUCUUUCUCCUUCCCUUUCUCUCUCCAUUCCUCCAUGAGUCCUCGCUCCGCUCCGCUGGCAGUGCAAAAGCAGACACAGGCAGUCGUUGAGUGAUGGCUACCCUCAGCCCGAGGGCCAGAACUGGGCUUAAAACAAGCCUCUCUCCACCUGUCCCCUUCUCUAUCACCCCUCUCUCCACGCUGUCCCCUUCUCUAUCACCCCUCUCUCCACGCUGUCCCCUUCUCUAUCACCCCUCUCUCCUCGCUGUCCCCUUCUCUAUCACCCCUCUCUCCACCUGUCCCCUUCUCUAUCAGCCCUCU
Molecule: messenger RNA, 2804 nt
Organism: Osmerus eperlanus (European smelt)
Lineage: Eukaryota; Metazoa; Chordata; Actinopteri; Osmeriformes; Osmeridae
Gene: pkdcca
Product: protein kinase domain containing, cytoplasmic a
Exons: 5
Coding region: 304-1761 (485 amino acids)
Biological process (GO): peptidyl-tyrosine phosphorylation; skeletal system development
Cellular component (GO): extracellular region
Molecular function (GO): non-membrane spanning protein tyrosine kinase activity; ATP binding
Source: RefSeq, a predicted model, not a curated record